CGCAAAUAUUUUGUUCAGUAAAUUAUGGAAUUCGCACGAUUGUGGUUCAUUUUUGUGUUGCAGAACUUUUUUGUUUUGGACAUAUUUUCAUAUCGUAUCAGAAGAUAUUCUUAUGACCUUUUUGAAAAUGAUUACUGUGGAUUGGACGUGUCAGUUUAUCAUGGAAAGUGUAAGAAAAUUUCUCAAUGUGUAAAUGUUUUGGUUGAAAAACGAGCCGUUGAGAUUUGCAGUUUUAAUGGAAUUACACCACAAGACACUCUCGUUUGCUGUUCUCGUGAAGAUUUCUACAAAUCCAUUUCAGCCAACCAGAAAGGUCCACUUGAUUACGACACAUGCAUUGAUAAAUAUAAACAUUUGCGUAACAUCAAAACGUUUGAUUUCACUGGGUUCGUUGUUGGGGGUGUUGAGGUUAAUCCAGGAGAAUUUGUUCACAUGGCAGCAAUUGGAUGGUUGAAGUGGAGUGACUUUUCAGUCGAAUGGAAUUGUGGAGGUUCAUUAAUUACUGAAACAUUCGUUUUAACUGCAGCACAUUGUACAUUACAUUUUGGUCGAGCUCCGAAUGUUGUUCGAUUAGGCGACAAUGACUUAAAUUCAGUGCUUGAUGACACUUAUGUGCAACAGUUUGGGAUAGUAAGAAUGGUUCGACAUCCAUCGUAUGAUUUUACAGCAAACAACGACGACAUUGCUUUGAUUCAAAUCCAUGGUCAAGUCAUACCAACUCAACAAAUUAUUCCUGGUUGCAUCAUUGGUGGCAUUCCAACUACAGAUUAUUUUGAAGCUGCUGGUUACGGCCAAAAUGGAUCAUUCAUACAUACAAAUAAACUGGCAAAAGUCCAACUUAAAAAUAUUCCAAUGGAUGAGUGCAAACAAUCUUAUGAUUCUAUCGACUUGUCUGAAGAUACGCAGCUCUGCGCUAAAGGUUACAGAGAUGACAUUGAGGCCCAAGACACUUGUUAUGGUGACAGUGGAUCGCCACUGCAAUACAUCAACGAAAUGAUCAUCGACGAUCAAACUUAUGAGAUACCGACAAUAGUUGGAAUUACCAGUUUUGGGAUUGGAUGUGCCUUUGGACAUCCAUCAGUUUACGUGAAAGUUUCAAAUUAUAUAAGCUGGAUGGAAUCAGUCAUUAAUUCUUAAAUAAUAUUGAAAAAUUUUUCAGUCGUCAAAACAAAAUUCAUUCGCAGUUUAAUAAGCAGCAAUGAAAUCACUUGAAAUAUUUUUAGACAUGAAAUGAGUUCUCAACUCUCGUGCACAUUACAAUCAACUUCACGUUACACUUUAAUUAAUGAAUACUCAAAGCAAAAUAAAAACAAAACAUUCUGUAGAAUUCAAAACAUUUGCAAAAGUUAUCUCUGAUGUGUUGCAUAAUAAUUCAAUAAAUAAAUAAACAGUCUUCACGCUC
Molecule: messenger RNA, 1402 nt
Organism: Clunio marinus
Lineage: Eukaryota; Metazoa; Arthropoda; Insecta; Diptera; Chironomidae
Source: the annotation of a GenBank genome assembly